Molecule: messenger RNA, 324 nt
Organism: Prunus armeniaca (apricot)
Lineage: Eukaryota; Viridiplantae; Streptophyta; Magnoliopsida; Rosales; Rosaceae
Source: the annotation of a GenBank genome assembly
AUGAAGGAAGUUGAGGUUCCACCUGAAAACCAAUUGGCAAUGGGAGGAGUAGCUCAACUCCUUAUAAGCCCUUGCUAUGUUUCUCAACUUUCCAACAUGAUCUUUCCAUGGAUGUUUGAUGAGAUUCAUGCCUUAAGGAAAUUCAAAGGUGCUGCUCAUAUAUUGGUUGAGAAAAAGGAUUGGCCUCCACUAUAUGACAUCACUGCACUAAAUAAUAACAAGGUACCUGUUGCAGCUGCUGUUUACUAUGAAGACAUGUUUGUAAACUUCAAGCUGGUCAUGAACAACAUCUUAGAUAGCCGGGAUUCGGUUGUGGAUAACUAA